Halichondria panicea is the source of this 720-nucleotide messenger RNA. RefSeq lists its product as uncharacterized. Lineage: Eukaryota; Metazoa; Porifera; Demospongiae; Suberitida; Halichondriidae. The record is from RefSeq and is a predicted model, not a curated record. The transcript has 6 exons. The coding region runs from base 258 to 707 and encodes 149 amino acids. Gene Ontology annotation, molecular function: hydrolase activity, acting on ester bonds. Gene Ontology annotation, cellular component: cytoplasm.
UGCUAUUCCGGCUCUCUGAAGUACGGCCACCUCGAUAUAUACUGGCCAUUUGGUUUCACGGAUUGCUAGCUUGCACAAAACUCGCCCUGAAAUGCGGUCACUCGUUAUUCCGUAUCUCCCAAAAAAUAUACACUCUCCUAUUCUCAGUUUAGGUCGGUGAGUGAUCACAUGACGAUCACAUGACAGUAUGACUUACAAACUACUAUCUCCUAAUCUUCAGCACAGAAACAGCCAAGACGCCCUCCUGGAUACUGUACAUGCUCGACAGUGGAGGAGGGAGUUACCAGGAGCUGGUGUAUGACGAUCAAAUCAAAUGGGUUGUGGAUACGUCCAGUGAACUAACUGCCAAAUAUGGAGACAUUCCUGCCAUUGCCUUUUUCCACAUUCCAAGCACUGGAUACCAGAAGGUCUACUCCCCUAACUUGUGUCAAGGCACUGCCAACGAUACCGUCUCUCCACAGACUCAGGCAAACAAGUUGAUAUCGACUCUGUUUGCUCAGGCCAAUGUACGCAUGACUGUGGUGGGUCAUAACCAUGGCAACAAUUGGUGCUGUCCCGUCCUAGGCUCUGAUCACAUAAUCUGCUACGCCAGACACACUGGCUAUGGGGGCUAUGGAACGUGGAUGAGGGGAUCGCGCGUGUUGAUACUCAAGGAGCAGGGACAGUACAGCACUUACGUCAGAAUGGAAGAUGGGAGGAUCAUCUGAUUCAUAUGGACUA